This is a messenger RNA of Aethalodelphis obliquidens (Pacific white-sided dolphin), 4684 nucleotides long. RefSeq names its product cytokine dependent hematopoietic cell linker (gene CLNK). The record is from RefSeq and is a predicted model, not a curated record. NCBI's taxonomy places the organism in Eukaryota, Metazoa, Chordata, Mammalia, Artiodactyla, Delphinidae. The transcript is spliced from 19 exons. Gene Ontology annotation, biological process: intracellular signal transduction; cell surface receptor protein tyrosine kinase signaling pathway. The coding region runs from base 171 to 1448 and encodes 425 amino acids.
CACUGAGAAUAUUUUAACCCCCUGCCUCUUGGAUUACCGGCUGCUGGACUUCUCCGUGAUGCUGCCACAGACCCCCGACGCAAGGGACAUCUCAGCACAAGGCCGUUUGCGAUCCCCACGCUGUUCAGGCUGAGUUGAAGUUCCCUCUCAUUUGCUGGGUGCCAAGAAAGAUGAACAAGCAGGGCAAUAGAAAAACAACAAAAGAAGAAUCCCGUGAUUUGAAAUUCCAGAACUUUCCUCUGCCAGAAAUUAGGUCAUGGCCUCGAAUCCAUAGUGUCACAGGCCAGUACCAGACUAUUAAUGAGCCUCUUCUUGACGACGGAAGGAACUUAGCAGCAGUCCUCGAUGGAGCAAAAGACCACACAGACGAGGACUAUGAAGACCUUGAGUUUCACAUGGUAGAAGCACAGCAAUCGGUGAAAAUUUUACCAGCCAGGCCUAUAAAGGAAUCUGAAUAUGCGGAUACACGUUAUUUCAAGGGUGUGAUGGACACACCCCUUUCCUUAGAUGCCAAGACCUCUAUCCCCACAGACAGGCAAACCCGGAUGAGGCUGGAAGAAGUGGAACAACCCAUUUCCAGGGAUAUCAGAAGCCAACAUGUUAAAGGAGACAAACCCACAAAGGGAAACAAGACUCCUUUACCACCUCCUCGGCCGCCCAUCACUCUUCCAAAGAAGUACCAGCCCCUGCCCCCUGAGCCGGCGAGCAGCAAGCCACUCUUCCCUCAGAGGUGCACCUUUGCCGAAGUCCAGAGAGAGUCCAGACAGAUAAGCUUAAAGAACUUAAGUGAGGUUCUUGGAACAGAGGAAGUUCCUCAUCAUCAGAUGAAGCCUGAAUUAUCUCACCUGUCACAAAACCAAAGGCCUCAAGAGAUUUCUCUUGCCAUUACCAGCUCUUCAUUCGUGACUCACAACCAGAGUGUACAAAACAGAGAUCAUAAAGAAAGCAUGCAGUCCUAUCCUCCUCAGAGAUGUCCGUCUCCCGCCAGCUAUGGCCCUCUGGAAAAUUCGCUACGUUGUAAAUACACGAGCAGGAAGAAACCUCUCCCCACAAGGUCUGACGAAGAGGAUAUCCGGCACAACGAAUGGUACAUUGGAGAAUACAGUCGCCAGGCAGUGGAAGAGGCAUUGAUGAAGAAGAACAAGGAUGGCACCUUCUUGGUCCGAGACUGUUCCACAAAAUCCAGGGCGGAACCCUAUGUGUUGGUGGUGUUUUAUGGGAACAAAGUCUACAAUGUGAAAAUCCGCUUCCUGGAGAGGAAUCAGCAGUUUGCCCUGGGAACAGGGCUCAGAGGAGACGAGAAGUUUGACUCAGUGGAAGACAUCAUCGAACACUACAAGUAUUUUCCUAUUAUACUCAUUGACGGGAAGGAUAAAACUGGGAUCCACAGGGAACAGUGUUACCUGACUCAGCCCCUCCCUCUCAACAGACACUUCUCAUUUAUGUAGCCUGGUCUUUGUUUCAUCUUCAGUUCAGUGGAUCCAAUGCCUCUAUCAUUUUUUUCCUUUAUUUCAAAAGAUUAUUUUCUGUGGUUUCAAGGGAUUACUUCUCUGAUUCUGUAGAAAAGAAAAACAUUCUAUCAUGGAAAUUGGAAAAUCAAUUGUGGUUUUGAAAGCUCUAAUUGCAGAAGAAAUAUUUAUAAGAUGAAAAAAUAAAAACUGGCUUUUAAAAAACAUCUUCUAAAGAAAAAAACAAAAACACGGUCCUUAUGCUCAUGUUACAGAUGAGCAGCAAAGGUUACAGGAAGCUAUUGCUUCAAUGUUUGCAGCUGGCAACUGACAAGUCUAGGUAAGAGUCCCAAAUCUGUGAUCUUUAUAACACUCGGUGCUGCCUUUCUUUAUUUCAAAAUUGUUUGGACUUGUGCAUUUACAAAGUUUUCAUGAUUCCUUAUGCUAAAGAUGUUGGUGAAUGUUAGCUCUAUUUUAUUUGUAAUUCUGGAAAUUCAAUUUUAGGGAAGGGUGUGGGAUGGAAAAACAAAUCACUUGUGAACACCACUUGAAAGAUAGAAAUCAGAAAUAUUUUUAGUAUGGUGUGAAAUGGCCAUAGGACCAUCUCCAGCCUACUCUGUUUAGAGUAGCUUUAAGCCCAGUGGAAUUAGCAAAUUCAUAGAAAGGGAGGAAGCUUAAGUCUGAGUGAAAGUAUAAAUUUUUAAUUCCAUUUGUGGACUUCCAUUCAAAGGAAAAGAACUGUCCUCGAAUUAGUGCUAGUAUCUUGCAGGAACUUGACACAUGUCAUGAUGCUGUCCCCACUCAAAGCUAAGAGGAUUACAUUUUCUUCCUGUUUCACAACACAGAUGAGGAAACAGGCUCAAAGACGUCAUUGAUCUUACUCAAUAUAAGAAGAGAUCCCAGAUUUUUAUCCAUGUGCCUAGUUUCAUCCAAGCAUAUCUUCCCCGGUACAUUCUCUGCCCUAGGGAAUUUUAUAAUCAAGCUGAAAAGUUAAAUUUAAAAAAGACAGAGAGAAACAAUUUGAAAAUGCCGAUUUACCCACGUUAAAAUAUAUAAAUAAACAAACUCUUGUAGUGGUGUAAAGUUUAAAAACAAAAAAGUGCUGAUGGAAAUUAAUAGUACCCAAUGAUUUCAAAUGUUUCCAAAGCCUACAUGUGAAAUAUAUGGAGUAUUUAUGUAAUUGUAGCUUUAAUGCAGAAGUAAAGCCAGAAAGAAUGAGAAGGCAAGAGAUAUCAAUGAAAACAAUACAAAUGAAGCCCAGGACCAGCAUAGAAACAGACUCUGCAGAGAGGACACAGGCUUGAGGGCAGAAAGAAUAUGACCCUCACCCUAAAAAGUUAUUGAAAGAUUACAGAUGACUCUGCUGCACUUCUCACCGGGGCCAUGCCAUUCAAUGCUGUGUUCGCAAGAAAUGUUUCAGAGUUUCCUCAGGCACUGUUGUUGUUAAAGUCCAUGAACAUCAGGUGGUGGUUAGCACUGUAUGAGGCUUACAUUUUAAAAAAUGCUUUAUCACCUAUUAUUCAUAAGUGCAUGAGAUGAUGAUAAAGGAAAAAGAAGUAGAGCCAUCUUAAAAUGCUCACAAUGCUUAUAUAUAUGAAAAUCUCUGGAAAGAAAUAUAACAUUCAUAAUAGUGACAAUUUGGGGGGGCCACGUUAGUUGAGUCUUCUGGAACUCAGAUGCCAAGACAAGAGUUACAAGUGCUAAUAUUUAUUGGAGGCAAUGCCUAAGAAAGAUCAAGGGAAGAUGGAAUAGGAAUAGACAGGAGAGACACCUGUGAGAGGAACAGGGAAGGAGAGAGGAAUGGGCAGGAAAAGCAUCAGACUGAGAUGCAGCUCUGGGAGAGGCUUGGCUAGCCCAUUGGUGAGAUCCAGAGCAAAGACUGCCCACAGAGGAGAGUGCCCCGUGCUGUGCAGAAAUGGCCAGGUCUUAGUCACCAUUAUGCCAAGUCAUUGCCAGAGGCUGCCCAGGAAAACAUGACCUUCACAUGCUCUGGGAGACCCAGAAGGUGCUAUUAGCUGCAGGCCGACAAAAAACUUUUUGAUCAGCAUGUUCUUAUUUCAAGACAGAUUCAAGGGGCCCACCUCCAUGUCUGCCACAGUGACAUUCUAAUUUUCAGUGUUGAUUGUAAUAAGGACAUUUUGCUUGUAAUUGAUUACUAAAGAAUAAGAAUAUAUAAAUGGCAAUUGUACUUGAUUUUUACAACAAUUCUGUAAAGAAGGCAGGGCAGGUAUUCAUAACCCAUUUUAUAAUUGAGGAAACUAUGUCUCCUUGGCCAAAAUCUUAGAGUGACAUACUUGUGGCUGGAACCAAGGUCUUCAUACACAAUUUUUCUGUUUAGUGUCUAGAUGGUCAUUGAAUCUAUAAUUGAAAGUCCAGUGAUCUGGGCUUGGCAUGCCUAAAUUCCAAAGAGUUUUAAUCCCUUUUCAACCAUUAUUUCAUUUUCAGUUGUAAAGUGUCGCUUGCCUAGGCUCAAUAUAGUAGUGGAAUUUUACCUUUAUCUGAUUAUAGCAUCUAUUCAUUCAAGAUAUUACAUUUGACUAAAUAACUUCCAUUCUGGAUCAGUUUAUAUCUUCCUCAUAUUUAAUAAUAUCUUGUCAUAAGCACUUGUUUGUGUACUGCAUAUGUAUUCAUUACUAUGCAUUCUUGUAGAUAUUAGAAUAAUAGCAGUGAAUUAAGUGGGAGAAACAGACAACAAAUAAGUAUACAAUGAAUAAGACAAUCUUAAGUUGGUUUCCCAUUACUUUGUUGUAUUUCUGUAACACUUAUCACUAAGUGCUUGUGAGCAGGGCCAAUAUUAGAUAUUUUGAUGAAGCUCAUUGAAUUGGCUUUAAAAAGUUUUGAACCAGAAAAUUUUUAAUUUUCCCAAAGCUACUUGGAAAACUGCCUCUCUUGGGGGUAUGUGUGUGUGAAUAACCAUGUCAUAGCUGAAAUCAAUUAAAUCUUCUCUUCAAAUUAUUAUAGAGGAAUCAAAUUUUACCCCAUUGCCAAAUUUAGUUCAUUGCUGUGUGUGUGUGUGUGUGUGUGUGUGUGUACACAUACACGCAUUUUUUUACAAGAUAGUCUAUGCAGUAUAUGAUUAGCACUAUAUUUCUGUAUCUACUUUUUUAUCCUGAAUAUUUGUUCUAGCUAAGUACAUUUCCUUUCUUUUUUUGCACAUUAUGGCUCUAACUUAAAUUAAAGCAAAUAAGUAAUUAAAUGUCAUAAUAUAUCUGAAACUGAGUAUUAAAAUAAAUUUA